Messenger RNA from Lachancea mirantina, 1236 nucleotides. Lineage: Eukaryota; Fungi; Ascomycota; Saccharomycetes; Saccharomycetales; Saccharomycetaceae. The record is from the annotation of a GenBank genome assembly.
AUGUCGCAAGGAAAACUUAUCGUGAAGCCUUUAGGCAGAUCCGUGGUUCCAAAUGCGCUCGCUAGCCAUUUCAAGCUCGACAUUGAAACCAUCGACAAAGACGAGUUCCCAAACUUUGAACAAAAAUUCCCUCUGAACCAGGUGCCUGUUUUUAUCGGACGCAAUGGGUUCAAACUCACCGAGGCCAUUGCCAUCAUCGUUUACUUGACCAACCUCAUUGAAGAUGAAAAGACCAAGUCCGUCUUGCUCGGUGCUAACGCCGAGGAGCAAGCCCAGGUCUUGAGACAGCUUUCUUUCACCAACUCGGAAUUGAUCGACACUUUCGCAAAGUUCGCUCUCAUCUUAAUCGGCAAAGCUCCGUUCAACAAGAAAUUGCUUGACGAAGGCGUCGCUGCGUUCCAAAAGCGCGUCGCUGUUCUCGAGGACAGACUUUCCGAGUACACUUACUUGGCCACUGAGUCCGUUACCGUUGCAGACCUUUUCGCCGCUGCUUUCUUUGCGCUUCUUUUCACUAUGGUGUACGGCAAGGACUACACCGACAAGCACCCAAAGCUCAUGAGAUGGUUCAACACCGUAAUUGCGCACCCAAUCUUGGCUCCUUUCAUCAACAAGUCCGCCUUUUUGGAGAAAUCAGUUGAAGCGGCCCCCCCAAAGAAGGAAAAGCCUGCGAAGCAAGCUAAGAAGGAGACCCCAGCUCCAAAGGCCGCUGAAAAGCCUGCCGAGCAACCUGCCGAGCAACAAAAGAAGCCAAAGCACCCACUCGAGGCCUUGGGCAAACCAACUUUCGUGCUUGACGACUGGAAGAGAAAAUACUCCAACGAGGACACCAGACCCGUUGCCUUGCCUUGGUUCUGGGACCACUACAACCCUGAGGAAUACUCCAUCUGGAAAGUCGACUACAAGUACAACGACGAGUUGACCUUGACCUUCAUGUCCAACAACUUGGUCGGUGGGUUCUUCAACAGACUAACCGGCUCCAUCAAGUACAUGUUCGGCUGUCUAGUUGUCUACGGUGAAAACAACAACAACGGUAUCGUUGGUGCCGUCAUGGUUAGAGGCCAAGACGCGGUUCCCGCGUUCAACGUGGCUCCUGACUGGGAAUCUUACGAGUUCAGCAAGUUGGACCCAACCAAAGAAGAAGACAAAGAGUUCAUCAACAACAUGUGGGCUUGGGACAAGCCCGUUGUCGUCAACGGUGAAUCCAGAGAAAUUGCCGAUGGUAAGGUCUUGAAAUAA